Molecule: messenger RNA, 3885 nt
Organism: Diaporthe batatas
Lineage: Eukaryota; Fungi; Ascomycota; Sordariomycetes; Diaporthales; Diaporthaceae
Exons: 3
Coding region: 1478-3400 (640 amino acids)
Source: RefSeq, a predicted model, not a curated record
CCUCGCGGCCGGCGCUUGCCCCAUGCGCUUCGGCCCAAGUCGCUCCUUUUCGCUGCGUGAUAAUCAUUUGAGGGACCCGUCGCUGCGACAAAAUUCUCCGCGAGCUGCAAUUUGGGGCUCGCCCAUCCCCUCAUUCUGGGUACCCCGGGCGUGCAGUGGCUUGACCACCAGGGCCGUCUGCACCAGGGCCGUCUGCUCGAGUGCUCCUCAUCAGCCUCUUGGAAGUCGGGAUUGGAGUCUGGACUCGACGCGCCCUCGCGGUCGGGGCGCCUUCGUCGCCCUCGUCGCCCUCGUUGCACGCGUCGCACUGACUGGGGAUCCGUCGCAGCUGUGCCGGAAGGGCCUUGGAGGACCAUGCAAACACGCGUUUUCCCGGUGGCCUGGUUCGUCUCGUCGAUCACCAGAUCAGCCGAACCUGCCACCUGCCCUUCCUCCACAAAUCCUGUCCCUCACUUUUUUGGUUCGUGCCGGGGUGGCUGGUGCAAACAAAGAUCGCUGGCAGGGCCGGCCUGCUGGAAACAUCGCGGCCGGCCAGCAACUUAAAAGAUGAGACGAAAAUCGCCCUACCAGCCAGAACCUGCCGCCUCGUCUCGUCUCCCUGGCGCUGACGCUGACGGCUCUGACGCUGACGGCCCUGACAGCUGACCAUGCUCUGGCUCUGCAGCAUGUUCUCUGCCUGUCUCGCUCUCGACGACAAGGCCCCUGGACCCCCCCAGCGAGACUCGAGCUCAAGCCAUCGCCUGCACCGGGCCAGCUCCAAGCUCGCCUCCUAUUGGGUGGCUUGGUGCAGAGCGCCAUUGUUUCGAAACACUUGAUGGCAGCGGUGAUGCUCCUGGGCGCGUUUCAGGUGCUGCGAUCCACCUCACAAAUUCGACAAUUCCACCUUUCAGCUUCGGGAACAACGUUGGCAGGGAACCCCCCAUCUCCGCAACCUGCAAUGGCACUCAUGAGAUCAGAGGUGACCCUGCUGCCUCGUUGCUUGCCCAAACUGCCCCCCUGCCCUGCCCAUCCGCGCAGCUCGACUUUUUCUUUCCUUGGGUUCUGGCCAGUGCCUCCGACAAUGACUUCCAAAAAGUAAUUCAUCCUCAAACAACAAGGCCGGUCAGCCCAGGUCCAAUUUCACUUCUCUCCAGCUGGCCUGACUCGCGGUUGCGCCUCGACUCCCGGAAGCAGCUCGCGCGAGUUUGUUUAUCACGAGCCACCACGGGACGCUGCCUCCAGUCUCUUUUCACCAGCGGUGAUCGGGCUAGGUCUCACUGGUUUGAGCUCUUUUAUCACCAUUUCUUUCUUCCGACCAAGCUUGACAGGUACAUGCCAUCGCGCCCACCCACCGCAGUCGUCAUCCCUCGGCUAUUUGCUCCCGCUGCUCCAGCAACCAGGCCCUGCGGUGACCCGCGCCAGCCCUCGACCUUCACGACCGCCGACCACGCCUGACCAUCAUAUUUAACCUUGAUUGCCAUCCGACACUGGAGCGCAGAUGGACAAUCAGGACAAGCCCUCGAGAGAGAGCUUGGACAGCCUUGCCCUCGCCAGGCAGCACGUCCGCGCCCUCACCGACGGCGGGGUGUCGCGCCAGGCUCUGCUACGCGCCCUCCUCGAGCAGGAAGAGGCCAGCAAUGAGCUCCCCGCCUUGCCUUCUCUCCCCUCCCACUCCUCGCCACAAACUAAACCGAAGUCGAAUCCCAUCUCUCGAACGCUGUCCCUCUCUCAGGCAAAGUCCAAAAAAUCCCACUGGUCCAUCUCCAGCCCUCGUCGCCCGCAAGAGGAUGAGGAUCGGCCUCGCAGUUCAGAUCAGCUAUCGACGUCGACCACAAACUCAGGGUCGAGGAACAGCUUGCUGUCCACCGAGACCUCACUAUCCUCCCGGUCAAGUACCAUCACUCAGUUUCCAGGUACCGAGCUUCCCGGCAAUAGGCCAACUUCGGCAAGUACAAGGGCCUACUGGUGCACAUCAUGUGACACGGAGUUCAAACGGAAGUUUGACUGGAAGAGACACGAGGAUGAAUUCCACGAGCGUUACAAGAAGUACCCUUGUCCCGACUGCAAUCGGGUGUUCUGGGGCGCCAACACUUUCAAUCAACAUCAUAAGACACGUCAUAACUGCAAGACAUGCCCACAUGCCGACAAGGUGAUUAAGUACACCCGAAAGAAGCGUGCCUGGGCUUGUGGUUUCUGUGCCGCCUUCCUCCCGUCCAUGGACCGGUACAUUGACCAUAUUGGACUGCACUACGAGGCAGGGAGGACCAGGGCUCACUGGUAUCACUCUAACGUCAUCUACGGCCUGCUGCAUCAGCCUGGUGUGAACACGGCAUGGAAACAGAUCAUAGGUGCACGCUUCAGCCAUAUCCCCAAAGACGAGCAACCCCGUUACGGAUGGGAAGUCAAGACGACAGGGAGAAAGCAGGGGUUCCUGGAGAACGAGACCGCAGGAAACCUGCAGGAUCUCCUUGAGUUUUUCAACCCCACAAAGGAUGAUCCCGCCAAAGUCGCCCGGCUGGCGUUCGAGAUGGCGGAAUUGACUCCGGCAACCCAGUCACCAGGGAAGUCCCCCGAGGACAAGUCGCAAGCUCCGCCGCCGCCGCCGCCGGCACCGAAGAGGGAGAAAUCUUCCAAGAGGAGUCACAGCGGAACACAAAAGGAGCUGUUGCCCCCGCCCCCGUCCAUGAAAGACAGGCCCCUGACCCAGUGGCCGACCAACUACCCAUCGUCUGAUAUCCACGAAUUGCCCGCCUCCGAGCCCAGCAUCCAUAGCGCUGAGCUCGACUUCGACUCAACCGCACUCCCGCAGCCGCUCUUUGUCAACGGCACUUCUCUCUCACCGCCACCAACGCAGACACAGUUCGCUCAUGCUCCAGCCCCGAGCAUCGCGAUUUCUAACGCCUCCGAUCCACCGCCUUAUGUGACGCCAACCACGCCAUUCCCCGGGAUGCCUCGGGAUACAGUGGUUGAACUCCUCAACGACUACAUCGUCCAGGAUCCCAUGCAGCCCAGGAACUCGGUCACCAUGUCCGACAUGCCCGACAUGCACCAGCUUCACAACCCUCCGCCGUUUGGCAGCUACGACGACUGGAACUCGAUAUGCUCAACAAUGGUCGACGAUUUGGCUUCGCCGAGGGGACCGCCACUGCCUCUUGCACCUCAUGAGCAGUGCCAGCCCCAGACUCAGCAUUCUGUCCGCCGCUCAGAUGUGUGGGCCACUUCGGGAGACAAUACUGAAUCUAUGUACAUGGAAGACGUCCAGGCGUGCGAUAUCAGGAUGCAACAGAUGCCGACACCAUCUAUGCAAGAGAAUAACACGAGGCGGUCUGAUGUUUGGGCCGCCACAGGCCCGCCAGAUUAUGAGGGCAUGGGAUACGAGAAUGAGGUCGCGCCACCACCGCCCCACACCAAUUGGCUGUGAAAAGCCAGAAGGCAGGUACGACCUGGUGGCACAACGUCUUUGCCUGGUGGAGUCGGAGGCCCCUGAACGCGAUACCAGCCGGUCUGACAGCUGACCAGCUGUCGAGACGAGCUUUAAUAACCUUCUUGUUGUAUAUAUACUAAUGGUAAUGACCGCAUCAGAACGGGACCGCGUGUUGGUACGGAUGCCUACUGUACUUUGAAAACCGAAAUACCCAACAACAAUCAUGUUAUCUCCUUCUGUUGUCUUUUUAUAUUUCUGUGUGUAUAUAUUUACACUGGUGGACGUGGGGCUUCCAGCAUCGACACUUUUCAGAACAAAGGAGAACUCUUUGGUUCGGUUGAGGCUCAUCCAUAGGGCGUGGCGUGGAGAAUGAAGAAGCCCUGUGAAUACCACAGACCCGCUUCUUAACAUUCUGUGUAUUUAUACUGUAUAUUAUAGCGGACGAGAGAAGUCAUGAGAAUUUAAGGACCGUGAGCAUGAAA